AUGUUUCGACGAGUUCUUACGACCGCGCCGGCGCAAGCAAGUCGGAUUGUUUCUUCUGCCGCACGACCAGCCGUUUCGUCGCCAGUUAGAGUAGCGGCGCCAGCGAUAGUAUCAAGAAGGGCCUACCACGAGAAAGAUAAGUCGAACUCUUCUUGCUUCUCACUGCUCGACCACUAUAACAGGCCCCGAAAUGUCGGCUCGAUGCCCAAGAACGACACGGACGUCGGCACUGGACUUGUAGGCGCACCGGCAUGCGGUGACGUGAUGAAGCUACAGAUCCGGGUCGACCCCAAUAACAACACGAUCAGCGACGUAAAGUUCAAGACCUUCGGCUGCGGAUCCGCCAUUGCGAGUUCGAGCUACCUGACGGAGCUGGUGCGGGGCAUGAAGCUGGAGGAUGCGGCGAAGAUAAGGAACACGGAAAUUGCGAAGGAGCUGUGCCUGCCGCCCGUCAAGCUACAUUGCUCCAUGCUUGCUGAAGACGCUAUCAAAUCCGCCAUCUCGAACUACUACACCAAGAACCCGAAGGCAAGAGCCACGGACCUGGGUGGUACUGGGGCAGCGAUGCCCAAGGUCGAGGUGGAGGCUGUUGCUGCGUAA
Molecule: messenger RNA, 600 nt
Organism: Coniosporium apollinis CBS 100218
Lineage: Eukaryota; Fungi; Ascomycota; Dothideomycetes
Exons: 3
Coding region: 1-600 (199 amino acids)
Biological process (GO): iron-sulfur cluster assembly; intracellular iron ion homeostasis
Cellular component (GO): cytoplasm; mitochondrial matrix
Molecular function (GO): 2 iron, 2 sulfur cluster binding; ferrous iron binding
Source: RefSeq, a predicted model, not a curated record